This is a messenger RNA of Parathielavia appendiculata, 1320 nucleotides long. RefSeq lists its product as uncharacterized. Gene Ontology annotation, cellular component: membrane. Lineage: Eukaryota; Fungi; Ascomycota; Sordariomycetes; Sordariales; Chaetomiaceae. Bases 92 to 1189 code for a protein of 365 amino acids. The transcript has 2 exons. Gene Ontology annotation, biological process: transmembrane transport; metal ion transport. Gene Ontology annotation, molecular function: metal ion transmembrane transporter activity. The record is from RefSeq and is a predicted model, not a curated record.
UAUAGUGCCCACACCCUGGUACCGUCUUCAAAGCCUUGAGGGACACUUGCCCGUGCUACGCUCUUCAAGAGUCGAGUGUGAGCACAUCCGGAUGCGCUUCGUCGGACCCAGACAGUGCAACAAGGGAAACAAUCGAAACGCCAAGGAGCGGAUGCGAUCUAACCUCCAGAAGAUAAAUGUCGAGAGAAUUGCUGGCAUGCAGAUUCCAAUUGCCCGCGAAACAGGCGUCGGUGGUCGCCAGUUUGGCAAUGUCGCCAUGACACGUCAGUGCGCCUCUAUCUGGUUCAAGACGCCGGCAGAUCCCAAGAAGCCAAAAUGGCUCAAAGGACUCGUCCUCCUCGAUCCUCCAUUCGAAGUCGAUCACGCCGGCCAGAAGGAACACGGCGAAGUGAUGCCGUCCAUGCAUCAAGCCUGCGUCUUCCAUUUUGCCCCAUUCGACCUCAGGGAGAGGGACUUGUUGGACGACCGGUCAAGCUACCGGAAAUCCCUGAUUCAUUACCUGCAACACUCGCUCAACUUAGAAGCCAGGUCCGACUUCCACCCGCUCUUGGUCGUCCGGGGCGUGGCGCGGAUAGUUGCGUCUGAGUGGAUUGUCACCAACGCCCAUAUUGAGCGCGACAUCAACGUGAUAGAGUGGCAGCUUGAGACAAUGUCGGCCACCGUGGCCGAUGUGAACUUGCUUCAAAAGGUCCUGACCAGGCUGUUCACCCACCGCCGCCGCAUCGGCAAGUACCAAGCCCUUAUAGAGGAGCAACGGGACCUCUUGGUACAGGGCGAUGAUUCUAGUAUGCCCGAUGCAUGGUUGCUGGAAGGUCGUCAGCUGCCGAGGGAUGCGGGACAGGCGUGGCGAGAGUUGCAGAGCGACGCGAACCAGGUGCAUGACUUGGUGACACGGAACGCCGAAAGGGUCGGCCAGUUGGUGGAGCUGCUCAUGUCCAUCAUGUCGGUCCGGGAGGCGGGCUUGUCAGUCAAGCAGAACGAAACCUUGACGUUCCUAGCAUUGGUAGCGACGUCUGCGCUGCCGUUCAACGCCGUGGCGGCAGUUUUGGCCAUCCAAACCAGGUUUGGUCCCGAGGGCGAGUCGUUUUGGGUGUUUUGGGCGGCAUCGUUGUGUACUUGGGGGCUCGUCGGGUCCAUCUACCUCCUUUAUCCUCAAGUAAGGCGGCGGGAGGUGACUAGAGAGGUGUGAUGUGCACGUCGCAGUUGGCUCGCUGGGCUCAGAUGCUAUCAUUAGUCGGAUGUUGUUUUCCCCUUCCUCUUUUCUCCUGGCCAUCACACUCUGCAGCAUCCUCCUUCAUUCGGUGACACUGAAUUUGGCUC